AUGGAGGUCGCCUCUGCAGGAGUGUCGAAUGGCGUCUCAGCACCUGCUCAGACGUCGUUCGUGGAUUCUGGGGCUGUGAUUCAGUACUUGGUCGAUGUCCUGCAAGCAACUCUAGGAGCUCUGAAAACUGAGCUCGAGAGCACGGGCAGCUUGCUAUCGGAGGCCAAAUACAGCGAGACAGUGCAGAGAUGCACACGCUUUGCUUCAGAAUCGCAGGUUGCUCUUUAUGUGCAGAAGGAUCUUGUGGCUUCAGAAGGAGCGAAUGUUGCAGAGGAUGGUGAAGUUUCUUCUGUUCAGUAUGCCUACAACCUGUCCGCUGAAAUCUCCUCCUCCUCUACCACGGUCGCCUCUGUCGCAUUUAUCAAACGCCCUGCUCCCAUUGACCCUACGCUUCCCAUAUCGUCGCAAAUUCAGGUUAUCAACCUCCCCGGCCCAGCAUCCCUCAACAACGCUCAAGCGCAACAAGGUACCUCUUUGUCUCCUUAUGAGGUCCUGCAUCUGCUCGUGCACCAUGCGCUGAGCCCCUACUUCGAGGCCAAUACCCGCAAUCAGGAUGCAGCUACUGGUUCGAAACCCAGAACGGAUACUGAGGUGAAGACUGGGGUGCCUGGGACCAAAAAGAAAUUCGCAGAACUGGAACUCGGCUUGCUCCACCUUCAACAGAAUGUUGAGAUCCCGGCGUUGAACCUGCCGCUCCAUGAGGUAGUCCAAGCCGCCCUGGUCGAAGCGGAGACCCGAGGGAUCAAGCCCUCCGUGGAGCUGAUUCCCUCAAACGUUCUUGAGAGUAGUGCUUUCAUCAACAGCAUUCAAAAUACUGUCAAUGCUUGGAUCAGGUCUAUCCAGACAAUCACGAAAAUGUCUCGCGAUGCCGAUAGCGGAUCGGCAGCUCAAGAGAUCAACUUCUGGCUGUCGAUGGAGACCGCUCUCGAGGGUAUCGAAAAUCAACUGCGCAGUGAUGGUGUUCAGUUGACCAUGGAUAUUCUCCGCCAUGCCAAACGUUACCAAGCAACGCUCAGCUUCGUUGCCGACACUGGCUUGCGAGAGGCUACGGACAUGGUGCAGAAGUACAAUCAGCUGAUGCGUGAUUUUCCCCUGGAUGAACUGCUUUCUGCCACCACUUUGCAGAAAGUGCAGGAAUCCCUUGGUCUGAUUUUUGGCCAUCUUAACAAAAAGCUGAAGAUUUGCCCUUACCCGAUCAAGCGAGCUCUUGCCCUUGUCGAAGCCAUCUCCGGUGACCUUGACACGCAAAUUCAUAGUCUGCUUCACGGCCGAACCAUUUUGCACCUGGAUUAUCGCGAAUUCCGUUCUCUGAUGAAGACGUGUGGUGCGAUCUGGCGAGCUUGGGAUGAGAAUCUGAAGGAGUUCACCAACGUCGCUCGUGAAUCCACAAGACGUCGAAAUGAAAAGUUCAUCCCAAUCAAGAUCGCUGCGCGGCACGAAAAGACACAGGAACGGCUGAAGUACAUCAACACAUUCAGAGUGAACCACGAGCAGCUUCAGAAAACGAUCGUAAACGUACUCGGCCCAAAGACUUCGUCUACUGGAGACACCGCCAACGGAGCAGGCUCUGACGGUGCCGUGAUCGUCGAAGAGAUUGGAGAUGUUGAUGCGGUCGAGGAAGUUGCACAAGCAUAUGCUGCCCUGAAGAAUGUAGAUGUGCUGGAUGUAUCUCCUGAAGGCACCCAGCAGUGGAUUCAGGAGGAAAUUGCCUAUAAUGAGCGGACCUCUCGUGUUGAAAACUCCAUCAUUGCUCGCUUGCGCGAUCGUCUGGCUACAGCUAAGAAUGCCAACGAAAUGUUUCGUGUCUUUUCAAAGUUCAAUGCUCUUCUUGUUCGCCCAAAGAUUCGAGGUGCGAUUGGCGAAUAUCAAACUCAACUUAUUGAGAACGUCAAACAGGACAUUUCCGCCUUGCAUGAGCGCUUUAAACAGCAGUAUGGCCACUCGGAGGCACAUGCGAUGGCACAGUUGCAUGACCUUCCCCCUGUGUCAGGUGCAAUCGUCUGGGCCCGCCAGAUUGAGCGGCAACUCGACGGUUAUAUGCGAAAAGUCGAAGAUGUCCUUGGAGAGGAUUGGCAUCUCCACUCGGAAGGUCAAAAGCUCCAAGCUGAGAGCAAUCUCUUCCGGAAGAAGCUGGAUACUCGGCCCGUUUUUGAAUCGUGGCUGCAUGAUGUGCAAAGGCGUCACAUCACCAUUGGUGGCCGACUGUUCAAUGUUACGCGCAAUCGCGCUGCAGGAAACAGCCUAGAGCUCAUUGUCAACUUCGAUGCUCAAAUUAUUGCAUUGUUCAAGGAAGUCAGAAACCUCAUUUGGCUUAAUUUUCAAGUUCCGCAUGCGGUCAGCAGUAUCUCAAAAGAGGCUAAACGUGUUUAUCCAUACGCCAUCAGCCUGAUGGAAAGCGUUCGGACCUUGCUCCAAACCACUCGCUCCAUCGCUGCCAUGACAGAGGUUGCUAUCCUACUCAACGGGUAUUUGAACGAUGCACAAGGCAUGAUCAUCAAAGGAAUUCCCCUAAGAUGGGAGUCUUUCGUUCAUUCAUACGAACUCCACGUAAAACAAUCUGCCCUCGCCAACGGCGCCAUUGAGUCUGCUAUCCCAGGCAGAGGAGAGAGCAAACAUGUUCAAUUCGUCCGAGAAUUUGCAGGAUCAGCGUCAGUGCUGCAAUCAAAGACGGCUGUUUUGUCUUCAAUUCACGAAAGCAUCCAGAAAGCCAUCCUUGAGCUGAAAACAUGCCCGUACGAGGCAUCAGCAUUCAGGCAGCGUCUGGACACGAUACAAGUCGCUGUUGACAAGCUUAAUCUGGAGAACUACGUCAACCUGGGGUACUGGGUUGCGCGUUUGAACCAAAAAAUCGAAUCUAUCCUUCGUGACCGGCUCCAUCGCGCCAUUCGUGAGUGGAUCCACUCCUUCCACGAAGCCAAGGAGCAACAGAAUGCUUCACAAGUGUCGACUGGAACCCAGCAUCCGGCCGCGGGCGAGUCAGAGGCUGUAUCCUACAAAAUAGAAUUCCCGGAACUAGUCCAUGAAAUUUCCAUGCGCAACCAGGUCCUUCAUCUUGAUCCGCCUUUACAAUAUGCUCGAGCGAGCUGGUUCUCCCACUUCGACAAUUGGCUUGGCGUGAUCUGCCAUUUGGAGAAGAUCAAAUCAUCCCGAUAUCAGAUAUCGAUCGAUGUGCAGAAAGUUCAGUUGUCCGAAGCUUGCUUCGCUGAUCUUCCGCAGCACUGCACCGAAGAACUUAGCCAUGUCUAUAGUGUUGUGGAGGGCAGGCUCAAGGAAGUUUCGGAGUACGUCGAUAAAUGGUUACAGUUCCAAUCUCUGUGGGACUUGCAAUCUGAACAAGUGUACGACAUCCUAGGCGAUGACCUAGCGCAAUGGCUCCAGUUGCUUCAGGAAAUUCGUAAGAGCCGAGCCACAUUCGACACUUCCGAGGUCAGUCGGUCAUUCGGCAACAUCAAAAUAGACUAUGAGCAAGUCCAGACCAGGGUCAACGCCAAAUACGAUCAGUGGCAGCACGAGAUUCUAUUGAAAUUCGGAUCGAAGCUCGGAGCCCGAAUGAGAGAAGUGCAUUCAGAGAUUGCCGCCGCCCGUAGGGACCUGGAGGGACAAACCCUCGAAGCUUCUUCAACCGCUCAUGCAGUUUCCUUCAUCACAAUAGUCCAACAAUGCAAGCGCAAGGCAAAGGUUUGGGAGCCGGAAGUCAAUAUCUUCCGACAAGGCCAGACUACCCUAGCCCGCCAGCGAUACCAGUUCCCGAACGACUGGCUCCAUGUGGAGAACGUCGAUGGCGAGUGGGCAGCCUUGAACGAAUUGCUUGCACGGAAGAGCAAGAUUGUCCACGACCAGACGGAAGGGCUGCGCGCGAAGAUCACGGCUGAAGACAAAGUCAUCGGUGAUAAGAUUACCGAAGUUAUUGCGCAGUGGAAUGAAGAGAAGCCCGUAUCUGGAACUAUUCCGCCUGAGGAGGCAUCUCGGACUCUGAGCUCCUUCCAGUCCCGCCUUGAAGCUCUUCAGGCCGAAUUUGAGAUGGUGUCCAAGGCCAAAGAAGCUCUCGAUCUUCCGGCUAGCUCAGAGUCCUCGUUACCAGCAAUUCUCGAAGAGGUACAGGAUUUCAUGUCAGUGUGGGCAGCUCUGUCAACCAUCUGGAAGAGCCUCAAUGACCUGAGAGACAUGCUAUGGACUAGCGUGCAACCCCGAAAGCUCCGUCAGUCGAUCGAUGGCUUGAUCAAGAUGACCAAGGAAAUGCCCAGUCGUAUGCGCCAGUAUGCGGCAUUCGAGCACAUACAAAACGUCCUGCGACAGCUCCUGAAGGUCAAUCCCCUGCUUUCCGACAUGAAAUCCGAAGCUGUUCGUGAAAGGCAUUGGCAGAAAAUUUACAAAGCUCUCAAGCCUGGGAAGCGAUUUUCUCUCGUUUCCCUUACACUGGGAGAUGUAUGGGAUCUGCAACUUGCGACCAGUGAGACUGUCAUCCGCGACAUUAUCGCCCAGGCACAGGGCGAAAUGGCUCUAGAGGAGUUCUUGAAAUCUGUUCGGGAGACGUGGCAAAACUAUUCUUUGGAUCUUGUCAACUACCAGAAUAAAUGCCGCCUGAUUCGUGGGUUCGAUGACCUGUUCGCGAAAUGCAGUGAGAAUCUGAACUCCCUGCAGGCCAUGAGACAUUCGCCAUACUACAAGGAGUUUGACGAGGAAGCUGCUUCCUGGGAAGACAAGCUAAACAGAGUUCACGUCCUCUUCGAUGUGUGGAUUGACGUUCAAAGACAGUGGGUAUACCUUGAGGGAGUGUUUACUGGUAAUGCCGAUAUCAAGCAUCUUCUUCCCCUUGAAUCGAGCCGCUUCCAAAACAUCAAUUCCGAAUUCUUCGCGGUGAUGAAGAAAGUGUACAAGUCUCCUUUUGUUCUCGAUGUGCUUGCCAUCAACGGUGUGCAAAAGUCAUUGGAGAGACUGGCCGAGUUGCUCAACAAGAUUCAAAAGGCUCUGGGUGAAUACCUCGAACGUGAACGUAUCUCUUUCCCUCGUUUCUACUUCGUCGGCGAUGAAGACCUGCUGGAGAUUAUCGGUAACAGCAAUGACAUCUUCCGCGUCGCGAAGCAUUUCAAGAAGAUGUUUGCUGGAUUGUCAGGCGUCCUCAUGGAUGACGAGAAUAACAUCGUUGGCAUCACUUCGAAAGAGGGCGAAGAGGUCCGCUUGAAGAGAGAAAUCAAUCUUCUUAAGACUCCCAGGAUCAAUGAUUGGCUCACGGCACUGGAAAGCAGCAUGAAAUUGACCCUGGCGGAACUCCUCGGAGAGGCAAUUGAGCAAUUCGAGACAAUCUACAAUGCCGCCGAGGUCGACCGCACUGCUUUCAAUGACUACUUGGCCAACUAUCCCGCGCAGAUUGUCGUUCUUGCCAGCCAAGUUGUCUGGACCAACGCUGUGCAGAAAUCUCUGGAAAAUGGAGGAGCGAAUCUCAAAGACUUGUAUGACGCCCAAGUCCGAGUGCUGGAGGUGCUUGCUGCUACUGUGCUUGGGGACCUAGAUGCGAUUAGUAGAAAGAAGUGCGAGCACAUGAUCACUGAAUUCGUACACCAACGCGAUGUCAUCUCGAAACUCAUGACGGCCAAUGCCAACGUCCCGACGCACUAUUUGUGGUUGCUGCAGAUGCGCUAUGUUUACCAUGCCGAAGGCGAUUUCCUCCAGCGGUUACACGUCCAUAUGGCAAAUGCUAAGCUCAGUUAUGGCUUCGAGUACCUCGGAGUACCUGAACGCCUCGUCCGCACACCUCUUACCGAUCGCUGUUUCCUGACCCUCACUCAAGCUUUGUGUCAAAGAUUGGGUGGUUCACCGUACGGCCCUGCUGGUACAGGAAAGACUGAAUCAGUCAAGGCAUUGGGUCUCCAACUUGGCCGUUUCACUCUUGUGUUUUGCUGUGACGACACUUUUGAUUUCCAGGCAAUGGGCCGAAUCUUCCUGGGUAUUUGCCAGGUUGGUGCAUGGGGCUGUUUUGACGAGUUCAACCGUCUGGAAGAGAGAAUUCUGUCCGCGGUCUCUCAGCAAAUUCAAAACAUCCAAAUAGGUUUGAAAACUGGAGUUGACGAUGAGAAGGCGCAGAUCGAGCUGGUCGGAAGACGACUACGUGUUAAUCCCAACACCGGAAUCUUCAUUACCAUGAACCCUGGCUAUGCGGGCCGUUCAAAUCUGCCCGACAACUUGAAGAAGCUAUUCCGGAGUGUUGCCAUGUCGAAGCCAGACAAGGAGUUGAUUGCGGAAGUGAUGCUUUUUUCUCAGGGUUUUAAGCAAGCAAAGCAUUUGUCCAAGCAGACAGUGCCUUUCUUCGACCACUGUGCCUCGCAGCUGUCAAAACAAGCCCACUACGACUUCGGUCUGCGUGCUCUUAAAAGCGUAUUGGUCAGCUCUGGGGGUCUCAAGCGAGUGAGAAUUGCUAGUACCGAUGGCGACCUUGGCCCGGACGAGAUCAUUGAACCCCAAAUUAUCGUUCAAAGUCUGCGGGAAACAAUUGCCCCCAAGCUUGUCCGUGAAGAUGUAGACAAGAUGCUCGAGAUUCAAGCGCACACCUUCGCUGGAGUGGAGUAUGUGCCCGCAAAUUACGAGAAGCUUACGCAGGCAAUCCGGGACAUCGCUCACGAGCAACACUACGUCGACAGUGAGAUGUGGAUCGCAAAAGUCCUCCAGCUUUACCAGAUUCAGAGCAUCCACCAUGGUGUCAUGAUGGUGGGCAAGUCUGGAUCCGGCAAGUCGGCCGCUUGGAAGAUCUUGCUCCAGGCCUUGCAACGGAUCGAAGGCGUUGAAGGUGUCUCCCACAUCAUUGACUCCAAGGUCAUGUCCAAGGAAGCACUCUAUGGUAAUCUUGAUAGCACUACCAGAGAAUGGACAGAUGGUCUGUUCACGGGCAUCCUGAGAAAGAUCGUGGAUAACCUCCGAGGUGAGGACGCAAAGAGACACUGGAUUGUGUUUGAUGGCGAUGUCGACCCUGAAUGGGUUGAGAACCUAAACAGUGUCCUUGAUGAUAACAAGCUCCUGACCCUUCCAAACGGAGAGCGUCUGAAUCUUCCUCCUAACGUCCGUAUAAUGUUUGAAGUUGAAAGUCUGAAGUACGCUACCCUGGCUACAGUCAGUCGUUGUGGUAUGGUAUGGUUCAAUGACGACACUGUCACUCCUCUGAUGAUGAUUUCCAACUACGUCGAGUCGCUCAAAACGAAGAUCUUUGAGGAUUUGGAUGAUGACAGUGCCCCAGCAGGACAAGCUGCAGUCAAAACCCAAGACGCACAGGACAUGCUUUCCACGAUUCUCAAGCAGCUUUUGGAGACUGAUGAGCUUGUGCUGAAAUCUCUUGAUGAAGCCAAAAAGUACAACCAUAUCAUGGAGUUCACCGAUAUCCGUGCCCUCAAUACUCUGUUCAGCUUGUUGAACAAGGCCUGCCGGAACAUUCUCGAGUAUAACAUUCAGCAUGUCGAUUUCCCGCUCGAUCAAGAACAGAUUCAGUCGUACAUUUCCAAGAAGCUCCUCCUUGCUCUCGUCUGGUCCUUCACCGGAGACUGCCCCUUGACUGACCGCCAGGCCUUCGGGCAGUUUGUGUCAGCUUUGUCGACAACAGAACUGCCGCCUGACGGAGCCUCCUCCCUCAUUGACUUUGACAUCACACUGCCCAAGUCGGAGUGGACGAGCUGGCAGUCACAAGUCCCGUCAAUCGAGAUCAACACCCACUCCAUCACACAAACCGAUGUGGUCAUCCCAACCGUGGAUACUGUUCGCCAUGAAGACGUUCUCUACUCCUGGCUCGCCGAGCACAAGCCACUGCUGCUCUGUGGUCCACCAGGUUCCGGUAAGACUAUGACUCUAUUUGCAGCACUCCGAAAGCUGCCAAACAUGGAAGUGGUGGGCCUGAAUUUCUCAAGCGCCACCACUCCGGAUCUUUUGAUCAAGACUUUCGAACAGUACUGUGAAUAUAAGAAGACUUUGAAUGGUGUUGUUAUGUCUCCCAACCAAAUAGGUCGCUGGCUGGUUAUUUUCUGCGACGAAAUCAACCUUCCUUCGCCAGACCGUUACGGAACGCAACGGGCGAUUACCUUCCUGAGACAGCUUGUUGAGCAGAACGGUUUCUGGAGGACAUCGGACAAGACUUGGGUCACCCUGGACAGAAUUCAAUUUGUUGGAGCUUGCAAUCCUCCAACUGACGCGGGACGUACCCCUCUAGCCGAGCGUUUCCUACGCCACUCUCCUCUAAUUAUGGUCGAUUAUCCUGGAGAAAUCUCGCUCACGCAAAUCUACGGAACAUUCAACUCGGCUGUGCUCAAAAUCAUUCCAUUGCUACGCGGAUACUCCGAGUCCCUCACCAAAGCCAUGGUGCAGUUCUACUUGGAAUCCCAGCGCAGAUUCACGCCUCAGAUCCAGCCGCAUUACGUGUACUCUCCCCGUGAGCUUACACGAUGGGUUCGUGGUGUAUAUGAGGCUAUAAAGCCACUUGAAACGCUCUCCGUCGAGGGCCUGGUGCGUAUAUGGGCACAUGAAGCUUUGCGUCUGUUCCAGGAUCGACUGGUCGCCGAAGAAGAGAGGAAUUGGACAGCCGAUGCAGUCCGCCGCAUUGCACUUGACAACUUCCCUACUAUUGACGAGGAACAAGCGCUCAAGGGGCCAAUCUUGUUCUCGAAUUGGUUGUCUAAGAACUAUAUCCCUGUUGAACGGGAGCGACUACGCGACUUCGUCAAGGCUCGCUUAAAGACCUUCUGCGAGGAAGAGGUUGAUGUACCUCUCGUGCUCUUCAACGAUGUAUUGGAGCAUGCACUGCGCAUUGACCGGGUGUUCCGCCAGCCUCAGGGCCACCUCAUCCUCAUUGGUGUCAGUGGAAGUGGUAAAACGACAUUGUCUCGCUUUGUGGCGUGGAUGAAUGGUUUGAAGGUCUUCCAGAUCAAGGUACAUGGAAAGUAUUCUUCGGAGGACUUCGAUGACGACCUAAGAACGGUUCUUCGACGCGCAGGCUGUAAGGGCGAGAAAAUCUGCUUUAUCAUGGACGAGGCCAAUGUUCUUGACUCUGGUUUCCUUGAACGCAUGAACACAUUGCUCGCUAAUGCCGAAGUUCCCGGUCUGUUCGAAGGAGAUGAGUUCUCGUCUCUGAUGACCGCUUGCAAGGAGGGCGCUCAACGCCAAGGCCUUCUCCUCGACUCUCAGGAAGAGCUUUACAAGUGGUUUACGCAGCAGAUUGUCAAGAACCUUCACGUAGUGUUCACGAUGAACCCUCCUGAGGAGGGACUAUCUUCCAAGGCUGCCACGAGUCCCGCCCUGUUCAACCGUUGCGUACUCAACUGGAUGGGUGAUUGGUCUGAUCAAGCCCUUUUCCAGGUCGGUUCUGAACUCACUCAGUCACUCGAUUUGGACAAGCCAAAUUUUGUUGCACUUGACAGCAUUCCUGUCGCUUAUCGCGAUCUCAGCCUUCCUGCGUCUCAUAGAGAUGCGGUUGUGAACUCGAUGGUUUAUAUCCACUAUUCGUUGCAGAGGUUCAACCAGCGUCUGCAGAAGCAACAAGGAAAGACCACAUAUCUUACUCCCCGUCACUACCUUGACUUUGUCGCUCAGUAUGUCAAGCUGUUCAAUGAGAAGCGGGAGGAUCUGGAAGAGCAACAGAGGCACUUGAACGUCGGUCUGGAGAAACUCAGGGAUACUGUCGACAAGGUCAGCGACCUGCGUGCUAGUCUCGCUCAGAAGAAAAUGCAGUUGGAGAAGAAGGAUGCGGAAGCAAACGAGAAGCUGCAACGCAUGGUUGCCGACCAGAGAGAGGCGGAGCAACGGAAGGCUGUGUCUCUUGAAGUCCAGGCAGCCCUGGAGAAGCAGGAGAAGGAAGUGGCUUUGCGCAAGGAAGUUGUGCUCAAUGACUUGGCUCGAGCCGAGCCCGCUGUUCUUGAGGCUCAGAAAAGUGUGCAAAACAUCAAGCGUCAGCAUCUUACGGAAGUUCGUUCUAUGGGCAACCCGCCCGCUAGCGUUCGACUUGCUCUCGAAGCCGUUUGCACUCUGCUUGGCCACAAAGUGGACAGCUGGAAGACGAUCCAGGGUAUUGUCAGAAGAGACGAUUUCAUUGCCAGUAUCGUCAAUUACGACAAUGAGAGGCAGAUGACAAGGAAUCACCGCCUCAAGAUGCAGAACGAGUUCCUUUCAAAGGAGGAUUUCACUUACGAGCGAGUCAACCGAGCCAGUAGAGCCUGUGGUCCCCUGGUUCAGUGGGUGGAAGCUCAAGUCAACUACUCCGAGAUUCUCGACCGUGUCGGACCGCUGCGUGAGGAAGUCGGUCAACUUGAAGAGCAAGCCUUGCAGACCAAGGCAGAGGCUCAGGCCAUCGAGAAUACCGUCCAGAACCUUGAGAGCAGCAUUGCCACUUACAAAGCUGAAUAUGCUGCCCUCAUCAGCGAAACCCAGGCCAUCAAGACAGAAAUGUCAAGAGUGCAGUUCAAGGUCGACCGAAGUGUGCGCUUACUUGAUAGCUUGUCGUCCGAGCGUACACGUUGGGAGGAGGGAAGCAAGUCAUUCGAAACCCAGAUCAGCACUCUCGUGGGUGAUGUUCUGAUUGCCGCAGCUUUCCUAGCUUAUGCUGGUUUCUACGAUCAACAAUUCCGGAAGGCCAUGAUUGAUGACUGGGUGAACCAACUGGCACAAUCGGGCAUCAACUUCAAGCCACACAAUCCGAUUACAGAGUACUUGUCGAAUGCUGACGAACGCUUGACUUGGCAAGAUCAUGCCCUUCCAGUUGACGAUCUCUGCACCGAAAACGCCAUCGUCCUGAAGCGGUACAACAGAUACCCUCUGAUCAUCGAUCCUUCGGGUCGUGUCACCGAGUUCCUGCAGAAGGAAAGUACGGAUAGGAAACUUACGGUCACAAGCUUCCUGGACGACUCCUUUGUCAAGCAACUGGAGAGUGCCCUGCGUUUCGGUAAUCCAAUCCUCAUUCAAGAUGCGGAGCACUUGGAUCCCAUCCUCAACCAUGUGCUCAACAAGGAAUAUCAAAAGACUGGUGGACGUGUUCUCAUCCAGCUCGGGAAACAAGAGAUUGAUUUCUCGCCUUCAUUUAAGCUUUUCCUCUCGACAAGAGACCCUUCUGCGUCUUUCCCGCCGGACGUAUGCAGUAGAACCACUUUUGUCAACUUCACCGUUACACAAAGCAGUUUGCGAACUCAAUCGCUCAACGAAGUACUCAAGUUUGAGCGACCGGAUGUGGACGCGCGGCGCACCGACUUGGUCAAGCUGCAGGGAGAAUUCAAGAUCCAUCUCCGUCAGCUCGAGAAACGGCUGCUGCAAGCAUUGAACGAAUCCCGCGGCAACAUCCUGGAUGAUGACAACGUUAUUGAGACUCUAGAGACCCUAAAGAAGGAGGCGGCCGAGAUCUCCAAGAAGAUGGUGGAGACCGAGGGCGUCAUGACGGAGGUCGAAAAUAUCACCUUGAACUACAGCAUCAUCGCUCGCUCCUGCAGCGCUGUUUUUGCUGUGUUGGAGCAGCUUCAUCACAUCAAUCACUUCUACCAAUUUUCGCUGCAGUACUUUGUGGAUAUUUUCCACUCGGUCCUCUAUCAGAACAAACGUCUUGCCGCGGAGAAAGACCACUCAGCGCGUGUGCAAAUUAUUCUCAAGGAUUUGUUCGUUACGACGUUCCAGCGGACUUCACUGGGGCUGGUUCAGAAAGACCGUAUCACGCUGGCCAUGCUUCUCGCCCAAGCCGCUCCUUAUCCGAUGGACAAGACAAUCAUUGAUAUCAUUCUCGACGAGUCGGUGCAGGGUGCCGAUCUGUCGACUGCUCCGGAACUUAAAGAGCAGGUUUUGAGCAAGAUCUCGAACAUGGCAAUCUUCAAAGCGUCGUUUGCGAAUAUCUCACAAGAACAAUGGGAUCAGUUUUUGGGCGAGGAAUUGGCCGAAAACUCGGUCCCGGUGGUUUGGGACGACAACACCGAGCAGCUCGACCGACUGCUUCGAUCAUUAUUGAUUGUGAAGCUUUGCAGGCUGGACAGAUUCGUACCAGCUGCUGAGCGUUUCAUCGAGGCGGUCUUUGGCCGAGAAUUCUUUGAAGGAAGUUCCGAUUUGAAGGAGGUUGUAGAACAGGUUGCAGCAACGACACCAAUCUCUCUCAGCUCGAGUCCUGGAUUUGAUGCUAGCUACAAAGUGGAUGCUCUCGUCGAACGUAUGCACGCAACCUGCGCCAAUAUUGCAAUGGGAUCCAACGAAGGUCUCGAAAGUGCCGACAAAGCAAUCAGCAAUGCUGCUACUGCCGGAACGUGGGUACUGGUCAAGAACGUACACCUGGCACCUUCGUGGCUUCAGAGUCUGGAGAAGAGGCUCGACUCACUCAAACCUCACAAGGAUUUCCGACUCUUCCUGUCAAUGGAAUCCAAUCCCAAGAUUCCAGUCAAUCUCAUCCGCGCUUCUCGCGUUCUGAUGUACGAGCAACCAGCCGGUAUUCGUGCAAACAUGAAGGACUCACUGUCUACUCUGAUGGUACGCGCCGGCCAACCUCCGGUCGAGAAAGCACGUGUCUAUGUCUUGCUUUGCUUCUUGCAUGCCGUUAUUCAAGAAAGACUUCGUUAUGCGCCUAGCCUGGGUUGGAAGGGCUUCUGGGAGUUUAAUGAUAGUGACUACGAAUGCUCGGCCCAUAUUCUCGACGUCUGGGUGGAGACGGUUGCGCAGGGUCGAUCCAAUGUUGCGCCUCAGAAACUUCCUUGGGAGAUGAUCCGUACCCUUGUGACGGAGACAUAUGGUGGCAAGGUCGACGACGGUGAAGACUUCCAGGCGCUGGAGAACCUUGUGAACAGCUUCCUCACUCCAGCUGCCUUUGAAGUUGACUACAAGCUCGUUUCUGGUGUUGAGAAGGACGAGUGCCUGGCACUACCUGGAGAAACCAGCAUCCGCGACUUUGUCGAAUGGGUCAACCGCCUCCCUGAGCGAGAGCCACCCACGUACCUCGGUUUGCCAGCCAAUGCUGAGAAACUAUUGUUGGUCGGGCAUGGCAACAAGAUGAUCUCGGACUUAUCCAAGAUCACUACUUUGUUGGAUGAAGGAGAGCAGUUGAUGAUCGAAGGUUAA
Messenger RNA from Aspergillus thermomutatus, 13044 nucleotides. Its product is annotated as dynein heavy chain. The transcript has 3 exons. Gene Ontology annotation, molecular function: ATP hydrolysis activity; minus-end-directed microtubule motor activity; ATP binding. Gene Ontology annotation, biological process: microtubule-based movement. Gene Ontology annotation, cellular component: dynein complex. The record is from RefSeq and is a predicted model, not a curated record. NCBI's taxonomy places the organism in Eukaryota, Fungi, Ascomycota, Eurotiomycetes, Eurotiales, Aspergillaceae. The coding region runs from base 1 to 13044 and encodes 4347 amino acids.